UUCAUUUGUCAGCAACGCCCCCACAUCGUCGGGUAACAUAUAAAAAGCCCACACUCAAGGAGGAAGGACAUUCACUCUGCAAAGCGUUGAAGGCUCAGCUUCAGCAUCUGCUAGCAGAAUAGGUUGCCCUGUGCCUGUUUUCAUCAUGACCUACCGGUGCCUCCUCCAGAUGGUUCUCCUGCUGUGUUUCUCCACCACAGCUCUCUCCACGAACUACAGCUUGCUUCGAUUCCAGCAAAGGAGGAGCGUUGCGGUGUGUCAGAAACUCCUGCGGCAGUUACCUUCAACUCCUCAACAUUGCCUGGAGGUCAGGAUGGACUUCCAGGUCCCUGAGGAGAUGAGGCAAGCACAGCAGUUCCGGAAGGAAGAUGCCGUAUUGGUCAUCUAUGAGAUGCUCCAGCAGAUCUUCGGAAUUCUCACCACAGACUUCUCCAGCACUGGCUGGUCUGAGACUGUCAUUGAGGACCUCCUUGUGGAACUCCAAGGGCAGAUGGACCAUCUGGAGCCAAUCCAGAAGGAAAUCAUGCGGAGGAAAAACUUCACUACGGGAGACAUGACCGUUCCUCACCUGAAGAACUAUUACUUCAACCUCGUGCAGUACCUGACGUCCAUGGAGUACAACAGCUGUGCCUGGACAAUCGUGCGAGUGCAAAUGCUCACGAACUUUGCUUUCCUGAAGAGCCUAACAGGGUACCUCCAUGACUGA
Molecule: messenger RNA, 706 nt
Organism: Cervus elaphus (red deer)
Lineage: Eukaryota; Metazoa; Chordata; Mammalia; Artiodactyla; Cervidae
Product: interferon beta-2-like
Exons: 1
Coding region: 146-706 (186 amino acids)
Biological process (GO): natural killer cell activation involved in immune response; B cell differentiation; positive regulation of peptidyl-serine phosphorylation of STAT protein
Cellular component (GO): extracellular region
Molecular function (GO): cytokine activity; type I interferon receptor binding
Source: RefSeq, a predicted model, not a curated record